Phlebotomus papatasi is the source of this 2043-nucleotide messenger RNA. It is a transcript of the gene mre11, whose product is annotated as double-strand break repair protein MRE11. Gene Ontology annotation, molecular function: manganese ion binding; DNA endonuclease activity; 3'-5'-DNA exonuclease activity. Gene Ontology annotation, biological process: mitotic G2 DNA damage checkpoint signaling; double-strand break repair via homologous recombination; mitotic intra-S DNA damage checkpoint signaling. NCBI's taxonomy places the organism in Eukaryota, Metazoa, Arthropoda, Insecta, Diptera, Psychodidae. Gene Ontology annotation, cellular component: Mre11 complex; nucleus. The transcript has 2 exons. The record is from RefSeq and is a predicted model, not a curated record. The coding region runs from base 98 to 1996 and encodes 632 amino acids.
GCCAAAGUGUCAGUGAAAAAAAUUGGCGUCAGUUGUGAAAUAGGGAGACUCUCUUUUUCAAUUCUUAGUUUUCUGUGAUUUUUACACUUUUGCAGAGAUGUCUGAAAGUAAUAAUGAUGAAAUAAAUGAGAAUGAUGUGAUAAAAAUCCUCGUGACAACGGACAAUCACUUGGGCUACGAGGAGAAGGACUCUAUCCGGGGAGAUGAUAGUUUUGUUUCUUUUGAGGAGUGCUUACAGCACGCUCAUGAUCACAAUGUGGACAUGAUUCUUCUGGGUGGAGAUCUCUUUCAUGUUGCUAGUCCUUCGCAGAAUUCUAUGAAUCGCUGUAUCAAACUUCUGCGGAACUAUGUCUUGGGAGACAAACCCAUUGAAUUGGAAUUUAGGAGUGAUCAAUCGGUGAAUUUCUGGGACUCUCUCAAUCGCACCGUGAACUAUGAAGAUCCGAACAUGAAUAUUGCCAUUCCUACAUUUUCCAUUCAUGGUAAUCAUGAUGAUCCUAGUGGUUAUGGAAGGCUCAGUUGUAUGGACAUUGUGGCCAGUACUGGACUCCUCAACUACUUCGGGAAGUGUCUCAAUCUGGAGAAAGUUGUGGUGAGUCCAUUGAUGAUUGUCAAGGGAGCUACACAGCUGGCACUAUCUGGCAUCAGUCACAUCCACGAUUCGCGUCUCGUGAGGCUCUUUGAGGCAGGAAAUGUGAUUUUUGAGAAUGUGACAAAUGAGAACGAAUGGUUCAAUUUGUUGGUACUGCACCAAAAUCGUGCUGACAGGGGCAGAAAGAAAUUUAUUCCUGAGGAAGUGCUGCCUAAAUUUUUGGAUCUCGUAAUUUGGGGACACGAACACGAUAGUCACAUUGAUCCUGAACAGAAUCUCAAAACAAAGUUUUUUGUCUCACAACCCGGUUCCACUGUUGCCACGUCCCUCAGUGAGGGCGAAUCCUUGCCUAAGCACUGUGGCAUCCUCAAGAUCUACCGUAAGCAAUUCGAUAUGGUGUCUAUAAAACUUCAGACUGUACGCCCAUUUGUCUUUGGGAAUCUCAGUCUGGAUGACUACGAGGAUGAGCUCAAUGAGCCACGUACAAAACUGGUGGAUCAGAUUGACAAGGUGAUCACCCGAAGGAUUAAUGAGAUGAUUGAACGUUCUAAGGAACAACUCACCGGACAUCCAAAACAACCGACCCUACCUCUUAUUCGCCUGAGAGUUCAAUUCUCCAAGGAGAGCUAUUCCUUCACACCAAAUGCCAUCCAAGUGCAGUUCAUGGAUAAAGUCGCCAAUCCCAAUGACAUCAUCUUGAUCCAAAGGCAUGUUACCCGGACGAAACUGGACAUCAAAGUAGAUGAGACUGCUUUCACGGAUGCUUUCGACAAGGAGCGUCAAAAUGAGAACUUUCAGGUUGAGGAUGUGGUCAAUCGGUACUUCACCACAGUUGAGGGCGCCAAGAAUUUAGAAAUCCAGUCGACAAAGUGUAUGGGUGAAGUGUGUCGUCAUCUGCUCCGAGAAGAUGAUGAUGCUGCUGAGAAGUUGAUUGAGUAUCACAUUGAAAUGGCCAUAAAUCAUCUUCAGGAAAAAAUCCCUGAUAUUGACGGCAUCGAUGAAGAACUGGAGAACUUUUCGGCCAAGGCCACUGAGACAUUCAACAAAGCUCUGGAAAUGCUUGAUAAAAGUGGAUUCAAAAAAGUUUCUGCAGCUCGAGAUGCUUUUGCAUCUAAUUCCCUGAUUUCUGAUGACGAGCCAGAUACGGGUGAUCCUAGUGAUAGUGCGGCUUCUGCACCGGCUCGAGGGAGAGGCAGAGGGGCAACCAGAUCGACACGUGCCCGAGGAAGAACACCAAGAGGCGGCAGGGGAGCUAAAGCUAAAUCUCCGCCUCCUGCACCAAAAAACACGUCAUCCAAAAGGCAAUCAUCAAUUGUGGAGUCAUUUUCCCAGGCAUUGUCCCGUCAGACACGCACCACCAGGAGCAACCGAAAGGUUGUUUAUCUAUCCGAUGAUUCAGAUUAAUUUUAUAACAUAUUUUAUUUUUUUUAUAAUAAAAAUUUCCAUUUAAA